AACCUUGUCCUGAGAGACAACUCCAGUGGAAGGAUCAUAUGGGAGAGUUUUCAACAUCCUUCCGAUUCAUUCAUACCGAGGAUGAGAAUUGGUUAUGAUGCAAAGACACGUGAGAGAAAUCUGCUUACAUCAUGGAAAUGUCCUUCAAACCCAUCGAUUGGACACUUCUCUCUCGGACUUGAUCCACUAAACAUCCCACAGAUUUAUGUAUGGAAUGGUAGUCAUCCAUACAUGCGUAGUGGUCCUUGGGAUGGUCAGAUUUUUAUUGGAAUUCCAGAAAUGGCUUCUGUAUAUCUCGAUGGAUUUAAUAUUGUAGACGACAAAGAAGGAACCUUUUAUUUAACUUUUACCUAUGUGUAUAAUCAGUCCAUUGGAACAUACUAUAUGUUGGAUUCUGAUGGAACUCUACUGGAGAAGUAUUGGUCUGAUGAGAAGGAAGACUGGGAAGUGACGUGGUUGGCGCCAGGAAAUGACUGUAAUGUUUAUGGCAAGUGUGGGGCAUUUGGAAGCUGUAAUUCGCUGGAUUCACCAAUUUGUACCUGUUUAAGAGGAUUUAAACCAAAGUAUAAGGAGGAAUGGAGUAGGGGUAAUUGGACUAGUGGAUGUAUAAGAAAGACACUGUUGCAAUGUGAGAGAAACAAUACUCUCAAUGAAGGGGGCAAAAAAGAUGGAUUUUUGAGGCUCAAGACGAUGAAAGUGCCAGACUUUGUGGAGUGGUCACCUGCUCUAGAAGACAACUGUGGAAGCCUGUGCUUGAAUAAUUGCUCCUGUAUAGCUUACUCAUAUUACCCUAGCAUUGGGUGUAUGCACUGGGGUGGAAGUCUAAUUGACAUACAGAAAUUUCCUCAGGGCGGGGCGGAUCUUUUCAUUCGAGUGGUAUAUUCAGAGCUUGAUGGAGAGAAAAACAUGAAAGUAGUUCUGGCAAUUACUACAAUCACAGGGUCAGUAACCAUUGCCAUAUGCGCAUCCCUUUCUUGGCGGUGGAUAUCCAAGCGAGGAGGAAGGAAGCAAAACCCAGAACAGGUAUUAUUCGAAAGAGAGAAAGCAGAUCCAGUGUAUUCAACUGAAACGUUGCUUCGAGAGAAUAACGACCAAAUUAAAGUUGAAGAGCUGCCAUUAUAUUGUUUUCAGAAUGUUCUAAAGAAGAGGCCUCUGGUGCACUGGUGGAGGAGAGAGGAUUUUGAAGUCUCAGAGUGCUCUAGUCCCAAGGGUGAAAAGAUGGCAAAGGAACAGGGAAAAGGGCAAUUCAAAGAGCUCAUGGUGAUUAUGCCUGCUGAGGAAGAAGGGUUUCCUAUUUGA
Ilex paraguariensis (yerba mate) is the source of this 1299-nucleotide messenger RNA. NCBI's taxonomy places the organism in Eukaryota, Viridiplantae, Streptophyta, Magnoliopsida, Aquifoliales, Aquifoliaceae. The record is from the annotation of a GenBank genome assembly.